AUGCCCGUGUCAGGCUGGGCCUCGACAUGGGACUGGCCUCGAGGUGCCGCCGACCUCGUCCAGGCGAUGCUAUCUCGGCGCCCGAGGGCGCAGGCCAUGCGCGCCAGCUGCCGUCUAUGGCUUGAUGACUACGAGCGCCGGCUAGUCAGCCAGUAUUGGUGGACGCCUGCCGCUCUCCCAGUCGCAGGCCGGAAAGACGAAACCCCAUCACAUCACGCCAAGCCGGCCAUCAUCAUCCUCGUCACCGUCGUGCUGGCCGUUUUUGUCGACUCAUUCCUCUACGGCCUCAUCCUACCUGUCAUCCCCUUGGCCUUGUCAGCGCAGACGGGCGAGCCCGAGAGUCAGCGCCAGGUAUGUUGUAGCAAGCACGACACGGCCGGCCCCAGCAUCGGCCUCUUCAUGGACUACAUCAGCAUCGCCCUGUCGGGCGGCCUGCUCGUCUCGCCCCUCAUCGUCGGCGUCCUGUACGAGACCCACGGCUACUACUCGGUCUACUCGGUCCCCUUCGCCCUGAUCGUCUUGGACAUUGUGCUCCGCCUGCUCAUGAUCGAGAAGCGCCACGCGGCCCAGUGGCUGCCCGAGGUCGUUGAGGAUUCCGCCGGCUCGCAGUCCGACUCGGGCACCUCGUCCGCCCCCGACGCGGCCGGCGAGCAGGAGAAGAAGAUCGUGGUCGCGGCCACCACAGCGGCGGCGGCCCCGGCCCAGCUGGACGCCGCGCCCAAGGGGGGGCUGGCGAACCACCGCUACGUCCGCCUCAUCAAGUCCCCGCGCAUGCUCGCCACCCUGGCCGGCGUCGCCGUGCAUGCGGCCGUCAUCGUCUCGCUCGAGGUCACCGUGCCGCUCUUUGUCAAGAACACGUACGGCUGGAACUCGACCGCGGCCGGGCUCGUCCUGCUCGCAUCUAUGCUCCCGAGCCUGUUAUCGCCGGUGAUAGGCGCAAUUUCGGACAAGUACGGCGCCAAGUGGCCCUCGUUUAUCGGCUUCCUGCUCUCCAUCCCGGUCCUGGCCUGCCUGCGGUUUGCCGAGAUCGACAGCACCCUGGCCCAAAGGUCACGCUAA
Messenger RNA from Gaeumannomyces tritici R3-111a-1, 1059 nucleotides. RefSeq names its product membrane transporter. Gene Ontology annotation, molecular function: transmembrane transporter activity. The coding region runs from base 1 to 1059 and encodes 352 amino acids. NCBI's taxonomy places the organism in Eukaryota, Fungi, Ascomycota, Sordariomycetes, Magnaporthales, Magnaporthaceae. Gene Ontology annotation, biological process: transmembrane transport. The transcript has 3 exons. The record is from RefSeq and is a predicted model, not a curated record.